AUACGCUCGUAUCACCCUGUAUGACUAUGUCUUCCAGUGAAGACAUUCUUUCUGUCAUGUCGCUCGACGACGAGCCUCUUCAACGAGCGCCCGAAGGCUACUACGUCGCGAACGAGUGCCCGAAUGGAGCGGAGCAGUUCACUUUCACUUGUCCCUACAUUCACUGCGAUGGCUGGAUCUUUGUCUCUGCCGAAGAGUGCUAGAAGCACGAAAAGAACUGGCACCAAGGUCCCUAUGCGUGCGGGCAAUGUCAUGUGAGCUUUGCUGCUCAGCCUGCACUCCAGCGACAUUCCAAGGCAAGCAAGCAUGAUAUCCGGUGGUUGUGUGAAGAUGAAGACUGCGAGAUGGUAGGAGAAGCUUUUGAGACAAAUGCACUCUUUCGCGAGCAUGUUCGAAACUCAAGCGGUCACAAGUACUGGCUUGCGGGUGACACUGCAAAUGAUAACGACUCGGUGUUCACACCAUCUCUCAACUCUAGUCAUCAGACCGCAGAAGAUGAUGUUUUUGGGCCUUUCGCGUCAGAUGGAAAUAUCUGUAACGAACCCUGCUGCCGGCACUACGGUACAGAUUACAAGUGCAAGUCUGAGUUCAACCGCCACGCAGACACAGGCGCUCAUCGAACUGCCGCAAAUCUGAGCAACGUCUUGCUCUCGAGCAUUCCUACUGCCUCUGCACUCCAGGCCGAGCAGGAAGGUCUUCGAUCCUUCCGAUGCAAUUCUCGCAGCUGCCACCGACACGGGGAAGUCUUUAGUACAGCCAAGGCUUUCUUCAACCACCUGAAAGACGACGAACAUCGCGACGGAUGGUAUGUCAAAUUCGACGACGAUGACCUCGAUUACAGUAGCGAUAGAGAUGGCUUGCCUGGAAUUCAGUUUUAUGCUGGUGGCAAAAAAGGCAGAUGUGUCAACGAGAAAUGUCCCCGGUUUCGUUUCCAGUUUGACUCUUAUGGCGCUAUGAAGCAGCACAGCAGAUCACUCGGUCACGUCCGGGCGGAAGAAGACUUGGGGUUGACAGACGCGGACGAAUCAGGCGAAGAAGUCUGGAAGAAGAGCGCGGUACAUGGCAUGGAGGUUGCGGAGGAUGGAUUACUCUGGAAGUGCACCAAACAAGGCUGCAAGAAGUUCAACGUUGUCAUCAAAGGGCUUGGAAAUGCCAAGAGUCACUACAACUCUGAUACUCACCUCACGGCCGCGGAGGAGAUCGCCACUUCAUCUGAUGAAUCCGUCGAACAUAUCGAAGGCAUGGAGUUCUUGAAAGACGGUGACGGCUGGAGGUGCCUCAAGCGCGGUUGCCGAAAAUUCAACAAAUUUUUCCUGCAUCUGGGCAAUGCCAAAAAGCACGCCAGCGGUGACAGCCAUGCCUUGGCUGAGGAGCCCGAUUCUGCAGAUGAGAACCUCGACGGGCUGGAUUACUCGAUGGAGGAAGGUGUCUGGACUUGUGUUAAACCUGGCUGCAAACGAAUUAACGCUAUCUAUCAGCAUCUCACCAGCGCCCGAAAACAUGCCAAUGCGAACUUCCAUGCUCUGGCUGAGGAGCCCGCAGAGGAAAUCCUGGAAGAUAUCGAGGGCAUGGUGGUCUUGGAUGGAGAGAGUGCUUAUAUGUGCAUCAAGUUCGGCUGCAAAGGCUCAGGCAAAACCUACUCUAACGUCCGCUCUGCCAAGCUGCACGCGAACGCUAGACCUCACAUGAAAGCUGGCGAUAUUUCAGCUUUCAUGCCUAAUCAGUUCAACAUGGACUUGUUCGCAACCCCGACGCGAACUCCGAGGAACCUACUGCUCACACCCAUGGAGACAGAGGAAUCGACCAUUGUUGUCACCCCAGGGAGCCCUUCUGCUGGUCGUGGAACCAACCCUGCGGGACAUCCAGCUGGCGCCCGAAACGGUACCUCUGCUCGGACUACGAAGAUGAUUCGACUAGGAAGGUCUUCGGUGACCACAGCCGGGAGUAGUAAGCAUGAAGUGCUAGAGAGGAAGAACCGAGAGUUGGAAAGUCGUGUUGCCAAGCUGGAGAUGCAGAUGGGCCAGGUCCUCGGUUCGCAGAGUCCUCAGAUCCAGAACAAUGCGCACUAUCAGAACUCCCAGGUUCAUCAGAGUGCGCAGUGGUUUCAGCAGAUCCCUGAACUUCCUCAGGCUCAUGAGACUACAUGCGCGCGUGUUGAAGGGUUAUCCAAGUUUGUGCGGGCAGCGUACCGUCCUAAGAUGUCGAUGCCCGUAAACGAGGAUGAACUGUGAGAGGUAUUAUUGUCGAGUUUACAAACGAGGGGUGGAAUGCUCUCAAGUGAAUAAGAUGACAUGUCGAAGGAAAAGAAAGGUUGAUGUUUGAUGUUGUCAUUUUACAAGAUUGAUCGGGAAUUUGUGAUGAAAACAAUUGCUUUUAGAUACUGGCUGUGCGUAGGGGUCUAGAUACAAGACAUGAUCGAGAAUCAAAUCUGUGCGAGUUCUAUCCCAUUUCACCAGAAAUAUCCAUCUUCA
This is a messenger RNA of Fusarium odoratissimum NRRL 54006, 2471 nucleotides long. RefSeq lists its product as uncharacterized. Bases 345 to 2231 code for a protein of 628 amino acids. NCBI's taxonomy places the organism in Eukaryota, Fungi, Ascomycota, Sordariomycetes, Hypocreales, Nectriaceae. The record is from RefSeq and is a predicted model, not a curated record. The transcript has a single exon.